Messenger RNA from Hevea brasiliensis (rubber tree), 1669 nucleotides. RefSeq names its product branched-chain amino acid aminotransferase 2, chloroplastic. The transcript has 9 exons. Gene Ontology annotation, molecular function: branched-chain-amino-acid:2-oxoglutarate transaminase activity. Bases 224 to 1564 code for a protein of 446 amino acids. Gene Ontology annotation, cellular component: chloroplast. The record is from RefSeq and is a predicted model, not a curated record. Lineage: Eukaryota; Viridiplantae; Streptophyta; Magnoliopsida; Malpighiales; Euphorbiaceae. Gene Ontology annotation, biological process: branched-chain amino acid metabolic process.
AGAAAAAAUACCCUUGUCUAACCCGGUGCGGAGUAAAACCAUCCAGAUGAAAGAAUCGUGCUACCGUCUCACUUCACAUCACGUCUCCGACUCGACUCUGCCUACAACUGCAGAGAGUUAGCCACUGUCCAAGUGGAGCCAGAGUCCGAAUCCCCCUCUAAACAAAUUAAAAACCAUACCUACCUUUCUUCUUCUCCCCGAUUCAAAGUUGAAACACGCAGAGAUGCCCAACGCUCAAUUCUCUCCUAGUAUUCAUCCCAAUCAUUUCUUCUCUACCAGAAAUCCUACCCUUCUUCACUAUUCUUCGGCUCUCAAGCUAUACGAUCAGCACCGUUUCUUGCAGUCUUGGCCUGGGAUGGCCGCUUGUAAAACUACUUUCUGUACCAGGCUCAAAGCGAUUCCAUCUGACACUGAUAGCAAAACAUCUGAAUUGGCUAAUGAUAUUAACUGGGACAACCUUGGACUCAAUCCUGUGCUCACUGACUAUAUGUAUGUAAUGAAAUGUUCUGGAACCGACAAGUUUUCAGAUGGUGAGUUGCAGCCUUUUGGGAACAUUGAAUUGAAUCCAUUCUCUUCUGUCUUGAACUAUGGCCAGGGAAUUAUUGAAGGUUUGAGAGCAUUCAAGAAAGAAGAUGACUCGGUUUUGUUAUUUCGUCCUGAGGCAAAUGGGCUGCGAAUGAGAGUGGGAGCAGACAGGAUCUGCAUGCCUGCGCCAACCAUUGAUCAGUUUGUGCGAGCUGUCAAAGCUACUGUUUCAGCAAAUAGACGAUGGGUAAUGAUGGUUCUUAAGCAAUGUAAAAUGUUUAUGUGCAGUAUAUGCAUUUUAGUGUUAUGUUGUUACUAUCAAAUAGCCAUAGGGCUCCAUGACAUGAUGCAGGUUCCCCCUCCAAGUAAAGGCUUUUUAUACAUCCGACCCCUACUUAUAGGCAGCGGAGCUGUUCUUAGUCUUACGCCCUCUCCUGAAUUCAUCUUUCUGAUUUAUGUUACUCCAGUGAGGAAUUAUUUUGAGCAUGGUGCAGAACCAAUUAAUCUGGUCAUUGAGAAUGAUAUUCAUCGUGCAGUUUCUGGUGGAGUUGGAAGCAUAAAUGCUAUAGGAAAUUAUGCCACGGUUAUGAAGGGACAAGUUGCAGCUAAAGCAGGUGGUUUUCAUGAUGCUUUGUAUCUUGAUGCUGUUCACAACAAAUAUCUUGAAGAAAUUUCUGCUGCUAACAUUUUUGUAGUGAAGGAUAAAACAAUAUGUACUCCAGCAUUGAGAGGGACAAUUCUGCCAGGCAUUACACGAGAAAGUGUUAUUGAUAUUGCUCGCAGACAAAGGUUUCAGGUUGAGGAGAGACCUGUUUCAGUUGAGGAAUUAUUUAGUGCUGAUGAAGUUUUUUGUACGGGAAAUGCUGUUGGUUUAUUGCCUGUGGGUAGCGUUACUUACCAGGGUAAAAGGUUGUCCUACAAGGAAGGCGGACUUGGUACUGUGUGCAGGCAGCUCUCCUCUGCCCUUGCUAAUAUACAGAUGGGCCUUGCAGAUGAUAAAAUGGGUUGGACUGUGGUCUGGAAGUUGGAAGACAAGUGACGAAAGAAUUUAAUUUCUGUAAACAUAACUAAUAAAAAAAAUUGUAGUUCAAUUUUUUCAAAAAAAAAAAAAAAUUUAAUUGUCAGUUCAACUUGAUUUCAUAAA